UCUCUCUUCCUCUGUGAUGCUGCAGAUCCUGUAGUCUCUCCAGUCUCCAGUAAACAGCAGUCAUGGCGACAGUGGUCCAACCGCUCUCUCUGGAUCGAGAUGUUGCCAGGGCUAUUGAGCUCCUGGAGAAGCUGCAGGAGUCGGGUGAUGUCCCCGGUCACAAGCUUCAGUCUCUGAAGAAGGUCCUUCAGAGUGAGUUCUGCACAGCCAUCAGAGAGGUGUACCAGUACAUGCAUGAAACAAUCACGGUGAAUGGCUGUCCAGAGUACCAGGCGAGGGCCACAGCUAAAGCUACAGUUGCAGCCUUCGCAGCCAGCGAAGGUCAUUCCCACCCGAGGGUGGUGGAGCUGCCCAAGACAGAAGAAGGGCUGGGCUUCAAUGUGAUGGGCGGCAAGGAGCAAAACUCCCCUAUCUACAUCUCUCGCAUUAUCCCCGGAGGCGUGGCUGAGAGGCACGGUGGCCUAAAGCGAGGGGAUCAGCUCCUGUCUGUCAAUGGUGUGAGCGUGGAAGGAGAGCACCACGAGAAAGCGGUGGAGCUGCUGAAGGCGGCCAAGGACAGUGUAAAGCUGGUGGUUCGCUACACCCCCAAAGUGCUGGAGGAGAUGGAGGCUCGCUUUGAGAAGCUCCGUACGGCCCGGCGGCGCCAGCAGCAGCAGCUCCUCAUGCAGCAGCAGCAACAGCAGAACAUGACUUCUCAGCAGAACCACAUGUCGUAGGUUGUUCCAAAAGAAGAAGAAGUGAAGGAGAGCGAAAAGGUGGAUCUGAAAGACCACCUGUUUGUGUUGCGGAUCCCAAAGGAGUCUAUCCAUCGUGGAGCAAAACCAACAAGUAGAAGACUCUUUUCCUUACUCUCUCUCCCUUCCAGUGUACCACCGAUAACUGAGCAAAAACAAAGAGAGCCGUGUAUCCUGAAAUUGGUGCUUUGAAAACAAGUAUGAGGGAGGCUGGCACUGAAAGUCGUCCAUUUUGACUUUGUAUUCGCUUUUAUAAGUUGUUCUCCCCAGUUGUGACUCUUACUGAAACUCCUUUUCUUGUGUUUCUUGUUUUGUUUACAGUCAUCCAUUUUUGAUUGCUUACCGACAUCCAUUGCACCGUGGCACCUUUGCGAUUUUGCCAUAGAUAUAAUUUGUACUGUGGUCUUUUUAUUGAUUCUUCGACUGGUGCUUGUGUCUCUGUAUGAAUCCCCAUUGGCUCCUUUUUUUCUGUCGAACUUGUCCUGUUUUGGAUAAACGUGAACUCUUUUUUACCUUCUAUAUUGUAGCAGGAAAGAUUUUGUAUCUUGUAGGUUUAGCAAUAACACACAUUCUUCAGUUUUUACAUUUCACCACCAAAUUCAUGAUCAUAUACAAACAUAUAGACAGAGUUUAUGGCAUACGUGCAAAUGUAAAUCAUUGUAAAGCAAACUUGGUCUUAUUUACUGAAAGGCAGCUUCUGUGUCCAAAUCUUUUCUCUGUGCCAUUUAAAGAGAUUAUUGAUUUACAGGUGGCAUGAGCAAUUAAUGUGCAAUAACUGCGAUUAUUAACAGACUUUGUAAGCUACUCCCAACUUAGAUUUAUCUAGAAAACAUAUGUGACCAAAAGAUUUUAUCAAGGUUCAAAUCAAUCCUCAGAAAUGUUAACUGUGCCCUUUUUCGAACAGAAUGUCACCAGUUUUCAUUUCAACAGAGUGGGAUUUAAAUCCAAAAAUGCUAGAAUUAUGUUGAUUUUUCAGACUUGUCUAUUUUAUAGUUUAUGAGAUCAGAGAUUUAACAUAUUGUUCCUUUUAAUAUAGUGUAUUCUUUCUAAGACAUGCAGAUUAUUAUUUAAAUAUAUUCAUUGUACUGUAAAACAGCUGAAUACUAGCACAUAGUUCAUGUAGAUCUGUCCCCAUGUGUUUCUGUUUUGACAAUCAGUUUAAGAAGUUAUGAGACUGGGUGUGAUGUUUGACUUUCUCUUUUUCCUCUGUACCUGUAAGGGAACUCUGUUGUUAAACUUCUCUCUACCAACCAAGAAGCAGAGCUGAAGUGGUAAUCCGCCAGGUCUGUGUUCGCUUUUCCAUCAUCUCCAUCUACGAUGCUAAGCGCUCCUUUUUUUGUGUUUGUCAUUUUGCACUGCACUUCGCAGAGAUCACUUAAUUGUCUAUAUUUGGUCUCUAAUACCCUCCUGUGUUUCCUGUUCUUUUAUUCAUUUUUUUGUAGGUCUUUGUUUAUUCAACCAUGCAGGCUUUACCGCUUAGGCUGUUUCUUCUUCCAUUUAUCCCAAUUCAAAAGCAUAAAAUGUAUCACUUCCUGUCUGCUAGAGGAUUUUCCCCCCUAAAGAGAGACCAUUCAGACGCUGCAUGUUAGGAACAGCGAAUUAAAAGUUGUCAUGAAGUUGCAUUUUCAUGACAAUGUUACUGAUUAUUACCUGAAAUUCUUAACAAUCUACAUUACAUCUAAUUGCAAUUGUCCAGCAGAGCUAAAUUCUUCUUAAUGCAUAAUAUGUGCAACGCUGCCAGAUAUUUCCCAUUGCCAUUUCCUAAAUAACCUGUUAGCACUAAGGUCACUUCAUGCCAAAGCUCUUGCAAUAGGUCACCUCUGUGCUCAGGUUUUAUAGGACAUUCAAAUGUUUUUGUCCCUCACUCACACUUCAAGCAGAACAUCUCAAUACAACAGAUCCCUUUUUGUAUCUUUAAAUCACAGGUACUCUUUCUUAAUUGACUUACAUUUUUGAAGCUGAUGGUCCUGUACUUACCGUAAAGAUAAAAAAAAACACAACAAACUGUUGAUAUGCAAUUGUUAUACAUACUAUAUUUGUAUAAAUAAAUCUAUGUGCUUGUGUACAGUGAA
Messenger RNA from Micropterus salmoides (largemouth bass), 2806 nucleotides. It is a transcript of the gene lin7a, whose product is annotated as lin-7 homolog A (C. elegans). Gene Ontology annotation, cellular component: synapse; cell-cell junction; basolateral plasma membrane. Gene Ontology annotation, biological process: neurotransmitter secretion; maintenance of epithelial cell apical/basal polarity; protein localization to basolateral plasma membrane. The record is from RefSeq and is a predicted model, not a curated record. Bases 63 to 716 code for a protein of 217 amino acids. NCBI's taxonomy places the organism in Eukaryota, Metazoa, Chordata, Actinopteri, Centrarchiformes, Centrarchidae. The transcript has 6 exons. Gene Ontology annotation, molecular function: L27 domain binding.